Molecule: messenger RNA, 454 nt
Organism: Cyprinus carpio (common carp)
Lineage: Eukaryota; Metazoa; Chordata; Actinopteri; Cypriniformes; Cyprinidae
Gene: atp5mf
Product: ATP synthase membrane subunit f
Biological process (GO): proton motive force-driven mitochondrial ATP synthesis
Molecular function (GO): proton-transporting ATP synthase activity, rotational mechanism
Source: RefSeq, a predicted model, not a curated record
GUUGGUUGUUGGGGUGACUCCAUUUCACUCCCAGCGUCCACCGGAGCAGCCAUCAUCUCGAAGUUCAGAGCAAAAUGGCGGAUAAACCAGUGGCCCUGGCCCAGAAGAAGCUCAUGGACGUCAAGCUGGGACAGCUGCCGUCGUGGCUGGGAACGAGAGACUUCACCCCAAAUGGACUUCUUGGCAGUGUUCGUGGAGGAUAUGAGAGAUACUACAACAAAUACAUCAAUGUGAAGAAAGGUGGCAUUGGUGGAGUUGCCAUGUUCCUCGCUGGUUACAUUGCCCUGAGCUACCUCUGGGAAUACGACCACAUCAAGCAUGACAGGUGGAGGAAGUACCACUGAGACCCACCGGACCACCAGGCCACUCAAAUCUUUUGUCUGCAGCAGUGUGAUCCUCACACCUCUCUCUGUUUGUGACUGUUGUGACCAAGAAUAAAAUGACAUUUAUUUAA